Molecule: messenger RNA, 453 nt
Organism: Drosophila subpulchrella
Lineage: Eukaryota; Metazoa; Arthropoda; Insecta; Diptera; Drosophilidae
Exons: 1
Coding region: 56-265 (69 amino acids)
Source: RefSeq, a predicted model, not a curated record
GGCCACCGGCUGUAUUGUAGUUCAGUACUCGAAGCGGAGCACUUCUUUCCGAGUCAUGUCAGUUCAAGGAAUUAUCCAAAGCCUCCUGGUGGCCCUGCUCCUUCUCCUGGCAGUCGUAUCCGGAUCCCCGGCCCGGGGAUAUUACCAAUCCCCAUCGCGAGGCGGUCGCAGCUAUACGGAUAUUGCCCGAGUGGUUAAUCCCAAUCAAUACGCCUUCCCGGGAUCCCGCACCUAUCCAGGCCAACCCUUCUGGCCAUCGGGAUAGAAAUAACAAUAUACUAUGUUUGUUUACUACAUGUACAAGACGCGUCUCAGGAUUAGCUAGACAAUGAACUGUUACAUAUUGUACCGGAAGAUAUUCAAUAGAAUUAAGUUUAAGAUAAGUACCAUAAACAGUGCGCCAAAAACUAUUCCAAUGGAAUAAUAUAACUGAAUAAAUGUUAUAAAACAAUA